Messenger RNA from Exserohilum turcica Et28A, 285 nucleotides. RefSeq lists its product as uncharacterized. The record is from RefSeq and is a predicted model, not a curated record. NCBI's taxonomy places the organism in Eukaryota, Fungi, Ascomycota, Dothideomycetes, Pleosporales, Pleosporaceae. The transcript has a single exon. The coding region runs from base 1 to 285 and encodes 94 amino acids.
AUGCCCUUUCUCUCCAAGGUCAUCACCUUCCGCACGCCCACGAACCGCGAUGCUGCCAUCAAGGCGGCCAGAGUGAUUCGGUCCAUCAAGAGCCGAUACCGAACCCAGGCCUUCCUGUUUCUGGCCUACCACUUCUUCCUCACGUCGCCCAUGCACCUGGACAUCUUCAUCAUGUUCUUCAUCCUCGUCAGCAACUUCAUGAACCGUCAGCAGGCGUUUCCGAGCCAGCUGGCCGUCGACGGGCUCCGCUUCCUGAUGGACGAGAGGCGCUUCAUUAUGCCUUGA